This is a messenger RNA of Spinacia oleracea (spinach), 645 nucleotides long. RefSeq lists its product as uncharacterized. Lineage: Eukaryota; Viridiplantae; Streptophyta; Magnoliopsida; Caryophyllales; Amaranthaceae. Bases 1 to 645 code for a protein of 214 amino acids. The record is from RefSeq and is a predicted model, not a curated record. The transcript has 2 exons.
AUGGGCCCGAAACUGCAGGCCCAACCUUGGGCUACUCCCCCUUGCCCAUAUCCUUCUUGUGGGUGGGAGUACAGGUCUCAUAGCCCACGUCAGGUGCAGCCUCAGCAAGCUGGUGUUCUUGGUGCUCGCCCGCAACAAUCAUACUUCAUGGCUGCCGCCCCACCUUCAAUGGGAUAUGCUCCGACGGACAUCGAUCAGACUAUGCACACUAUGUCAUUGCACUCUCCAUAUGAUAAUUGGUACAUGGAUACCGGUGCCACGUCACACGUGACGUCCUCUCAAGGAGACGACAAAAUCGAUCCGGCCUCUCCGUAUUACCUAAGUUCUGGAGAUCAACCGGGGAUUGUUAUCACCCAUGUAUUGUUACGACUAACGGGUGUGAAUAAUUAUAUGGCAUGGGCUAGGGCUACGCAACUAUCGCUACAAUCGCGUCGAAAAUUUGUGUGUGUUGAUGGAACAAUCACAAAACCUACGGAGAAGAAGAGGCAACUAGAUUGGGUCACGGUUAACUCUAUGCUUGUCUCAUGGAUGUUGAGGAGUAUGGAGCCCAAGAUUGCUAAUUCUAUCCCUUUUUAUGAUAAUGCUAAGAAAUUAUGGGAUUACUUAGCCAACAAAUAUGGUGUUGCAAAUGGGCCUCGUCUAUAG